GUAAAGACACAGAGUUUCCAAACUCAGAAUAAGCUGAUUUUCAUCGUUUUUUCGAUCCCUAGUUGUUUGAAACUCACCUUUUUGCCAAAAUGAGUCUCAUGGCGAGCAUGGCGAAGUAUGAGGGGCUAGAGAGUAACAAAGCCCAGCAAAGAAUAACCCAGAGAAUAAAGAAAGACGAAAUGUAUGCCAGUCGUCAGAGCACUGUCAGACAUGAGAAGGAAGUAAACCUGGUGUCGGAGUGGUCGGAGGGUCUGGAGGAGGCGAGUGAGGCCAGGAGGUACAAGGACGACCUCAAGAAGAUGAAGGAAGAGGUUCGGCUGGCAAACAGGGCGAUGGUGGCCGUCCGCAGAGCAGCACUGAAGAAGCUAAUCGAAGAGGAGCACAGAGCCCACGAACAGGAGCUACAUGCCAUGGGGAAGGCUUUCUACAUCAAGAGAACAUGAGCAGGGGAGGGGCUAAUAUGGGGGGAGGUGUCACAACAGAAUUAUUACAAAGGGCUUGGUAUAUAUAUAUAUACAUUGUACCAUCACAGAGAGUUAUUGGCACAACUGUUUAAGUGUCAUGAAAAAUUCAGCCGUCUUGUUACCACAAAGAUUGUCUUGAAGCUUUGUCAAAGGUUCCCUCUGUCACUGCCAACUUGACGUUAAACAUAUAUUUUUUAGCAGAGUCGGCAAAAUUUGUCGUUCACUUUCUGGAGUCUAAUCAGCUGUUUGCUGAUGAGAUAGAAAAUACCACUUGUAUAAUACACCUGUUUGCUAAGGCUAGAAUUGUGUAUUGUUUCUUCUCAUCUUCCAAAGCACCUGCUAGUAUAGUACAUAGGGCUGUAUCUCUUACGUAGAGGGCAGUUUCUUGUCUAUUGUUAUAUAUUAUAUUCAGUUCUUAAGAAUUAGGAGAAAAAAAAUAAAAAGCCUUCCAAACUUGUCUGGAGGAGUCUCAAGAAAUUCCAUGAGUAUUGACCCAUUUUAAGGAUCGGUAGUACUUUUGCAGACAAAAGUGAUCAAGGUUAACAAGAAUCUUCUAAUAACUCCAUACAAACCUGGACAAAUACAUGCAACAGACUGAGUGAAGACUUAGUGUUGGGCAACAUCAUCCUUUAUUACAAAUGCUGAAAUUCUUACAGUAAUACGCAUGAUCUGAUGUCAAAUUAGUAAAAAAAUAAAAGUAUUUUUCACAGCUGAA
Messenger RNA from Branchiostoma floridae (Florida lancelet), 1179 nucleotides. RefSeq lists its product as uncharacterized. The record is from RefSeq and is a predicted model, not a curated record. The coding region runs from base 90 to 443 and encodes 117 amino acids. Lineage: Eukaryota; Metazoa; Chordata; Leptocardii; Amphioxiformes; Branchiostomatidae. The transcript has 4 exons.